This is a messenger RNA of Talaromyces atroroseus, 852 nucleotides long. RefSeq lists its product as hypothetical. The record is from RefSeq and is a predicted model, not a curated record. The transcript has 4 exons. Gene Ontology annotation, cellular component: fungal-type vacuole membrane. Gene Ontology annotation, biological process: transmembrane transport. Lineage: Eukaryota; Fungi; Ascomycota; Eurotiomycetes; Eurotiales; Trichocomaceae. Gene Ontology annotation, molecular function: transmembrane transporter activity. The coding region runs from base 1 to 852 and encodes 283 amino acids.
AUGCAAGCAUCGCUCGUGGCAGACUCCGAGGUGCCCGAUGGCGGGUAUGGAUGGGUUGUCAUCUUUGCGUCUGCAGUCAUCACUUUCUGGUUCGUGGGCACAACCUACUGCUGGGGUGUAUUCCAAGCAGCCCUUGUCCAAGAGGGCGUUUCCUCUGCCUCGACAUUGGCUUUUGUGGGCUCCCUGACUACGGCUUGUAUUUCAUUUAUGGCGGUGUUCAAUGCGAAAGCCAUACGAAAACUGGGCCCGAGACUUUGCGGAAUGCUGGGUAUCUCUCUGUCCGGCUUGGGUGAAGUGAUGGCGGGAUUCGCGACAACGAAUGUCGUGGGGUUGUUCAUGACUAUUGGGGUGGUGAUGGGUCUUGGAACUAGUUUGCUAUUCAUGGUCGUAUCCACUAUGCCCGCUCAAUAUUUCAAGGCGAAGCGAGGGAUCGCCAACGGCAUUGUAUAUGCCGGUGGUGGCAUUCGCGGUGCCGUGAUCAGCUUUGCAACAAACGGUCUUUUGCAGGCCCUCGGCAUAGCAUGGACAUUCCGCGUCCUAGGGUUCAUUACGUGGGCUACAGGUUUACCAGCUGCAUAUCUCAUCAAGGCACGCGUCCCAAUACGGCCAACUUCGUUCGUUGAAUGGCGCCUGUUUUGCGACUACCGAUUUGUGCUUAUUUUCCUCGGAGGAGCGCUGGCUACGUUUCCGCUCUUCGUGCCCCCGUUCUUCCUGCCUCUCUACGUAGAAUCGCUUCAUAUGACUUCUAGCGUCGGAGCCGGCCUUCUGCGACAAAAUUGGAGCCUUGAACACUGUGUUCUCAUCCUUGAUGCUGAGCGCUCUAAGCGCAUUGGUGCUGUGGCCGGUCUCUAA